AUGGAUUUGAUUGCGAAUGCACAACUCGCUCUCUACAUCUCCAUUCUCACCGAAUAUGUUCCAAUAAUAUCAGUUUUUCGACUCUUCCCAGCAAGCUUGCCGCAUUGGUUGGAUGAAAUGAAUCAAGUGAAUUUUUCUCAAGAGCAACCUAACAGCAGUAACAACGCUAAUUGUAAUGGAAGUUCGAAUGGAGCUUACAACAAUGUGCAUCUAAGUCAGAAUUAUAACUUUAACACUAACCAUCACGCAAGUAGUUACGAUCAGAGUGGGGAAAAUAAGGAUGAACAUAAUCAGAAUAAAAGCAAUAAUGCCAGUGCCACUAAAAAUAAGAAGAACGUUGUCUCUAACAGGUCAAAUAAAAAAAAGAAUAAAUUAACAAAGUUACUAUCCGUCCAUGAACCAAAAAAACCAACUGAAUUAGAAUUGAAGAUUGUGGAGUGCAAGAUGAAUUCAGCAAAGCUGAUGAGCGAACGAGAAAAGAUUAUUCAGAUGAUGCAGGAUAAAAUGAUUCAGUAUAACAAAUGUGAACAAGGUGAAAUAAGCAAGCAGCUCGUUGGCAUUUUGAUGGAGGACGUUUCAACUGUACAACCAAGUGUUGAAGAGGUUUGCUCUUUUGAAUUUUUUAAAGAUUAUUCAUACAUUAGUUUAUUCACCCGAUUUCAUUAA
Molecule: messenger RNA, 666 nt
Organism: Helobdella robusta
Lineage: Eukaryota; Metazoa; Annelida; Clitellata; Rhynchobdellida; Glossiphoniidae
Exons: 2
Coding region: 1-666 (221 amino acids)
Source: RefSeq, a predicted model, not a curated record